Triplophysa rosa is the source of this 8243-nucleotide messenger RNA. RefSeq names its product potassium voltage-gated channel, shaker-related subfamily, member 4 (gene kcna4). Gene Ontology annotation, biological process: potassium ion transmembrane transport; protein homooligomerization. Lineage: Eukaryota; Metazoa; Chordata; Actinopteri; Cypriniformes; Nemacheilidae. The coding region runs from base 903 to 2891 and encodes 662 amino acids. The record is from RefSeq and is a predicted model, not a curated record. The transcript is spliced from 3 exons. Gene Ontology annotation, cellular component: voltage-gated potassium channel complex; membrane. Gene Ontology annotation, molecular function: protein binding; potassium ion binding; delayed rectifier potassium channel activity.
GACACAGCUUGUACUCCGCAGCAGUCCCUCGGGUAGGUAUUUGCGAUGAUCUGGAUGUCAACAGAUGCAUAAGGGGCUGGUGAAGUUUGGAAAAUGCAGCACACGGGCGUGCGCGCAAUGACCCGCCGUAGCCACUGGGGGACGAGCAAGGUCUUUCUGCGCUGCAAACGUGACUAUCUCGGCGGAGCUCAGCUCCCCAAAAACACGAGCACAAUGCUCAAUGGGCGAGACUGAGCGGCAGACAGAUGCGCGCUGCGCAUACUUACCUAAGGCUAUUGACAUGGCAUCCUAAAACUUUGAUACAUCUCGACUCUGACGCUGCUCGUUUGAUUUAUCGAGCCACGCAGCAUGCUCUUGGCAGCAGCACCUGCUUUUUGCUGUUGCUGGUGUCAGACGGAUUCAGUGAUUCAUUCAUAUAGCCACUGAAGGGGCAGAGGACGGAACAAACCUACACCCCACCCCUCCCUCACAGCGAAGAUGGUAACCAGUGAUUUCAUAGGUGCAAAAGUCUCUACGGCGACUGAGCACCUCGGAUAACGGACCGAGUCGCUGUCUUCUCUUGUAUCCAGUUACCUUUAUGGAUAACAGUGACAGCAGUGCGCGCCAGCUAACCAUAUGGAUUCUAUGGCACUCUUGGGCACAUAUCCCUAAUGAUGUCACCAGAAACGCUCUUGUUUCACUACAGUUGUUAAAGUCCAAUUACAAUAAGUAAAAGUGCAUUUAAAGACCAUAGAAACUACACUUGAACUACGCUUGCGUAUUUACAAGGCGAUGGACCACUAACAGCGCCAGUCAAGUGCAUUUAUGAACUUUAAUGUGCAAAUACGGUCUCGUGCUUAGCUUUAUUCUUUAUCCAAUUGCUGAGUUUUUUUGGGGGGUCCAACGUUUCAUAGUUCGUGAAGAUGGAAUUUGCUAUGGUGGGCGCGGACAGCGGGGGUUGCAACACCCACCUGCCCUACGGAUAUGCCCAGGCUCGUGCCAGAGAGAGAGAGCGCGAGCGGGAGAGACAGUCGCGCGCAGUGGCGGCGGCAUCGUCAGCUGAAGCUGCAACGGUUGGAGAGGGAGGUGGGUCAUGUGGCCAUCCCCACAACCACCCGCAUCAGAGUCGAACCGCCUCUUCAACGAAUGCCAACAACAGUAGCGCCGGGACCGCCUCGCGCCCCUCCUCCUCCCAGCAGCCGCAACAGCAGCAGCAACACCACGAGCCACCACAGCAACUUCUCAGAGAGAGAAAAAAGCAAAGAGGCGUCUCGCGCUGGAGACGGAACCGCGCGGCACUCGGUGGGGAUCUACGCCACUCAGAGUUGGCGCUCCUAGGGUCCGAGGAGGACAUCAUGAUUGAGGAGGACGAGGCAGAGGGCGAGGAGGAAGAGGAGGACAGGGGAAGUAAGAGAUCGAGUUUUGUCUAUAACAUGGAUGAUGAAGAGGAGACGGUUUCCUUAACGGACAGGCGUCCUCAGUCAGGGUACGAAAAUGUUUACAAUGAGUACGGCUGCUGCGAGAGAGUUGUCAUCAACGUGUCGGGCUUGAAGUUUGAAACUCAGCUGAAGACUCUCGCACAGUUCCCGGACACUCUCCUGGGGGACCCUGAGAAACGAAUCAGGUACUUCGAUCCUCUGCGUAACGAAUACUUUUUUGACAGGAACAGACCAAGCUUCGACGCCAUUCUAUACUUCUAUCAGUCAGGGGGGCGAUUAAAGCGACCCGCCAACGUGCCGUUUGACAUAUUUUCCGAAGAGGUGAAGUUCUAUGAACUCGGGGAAGAGGCAAUGCUCAAGUUUCGCGAGGAUGAGGGCUUUGUGAAAGAGGAAGAGAAGCCGCUACCCGAGGACGAGUUUAAACGUCAGAUCUGGCUCUUGUUCGAGUAUCCAGAGAGUUCAAGUCCAGCCAGAGGGAUUGCGGUCGUGUCGGUCUUGGUUAUCGUCAUAUCCAUUGUUAUUUUUUGUUUAGAAACAUUGCCAGAAUUCAGGGAUGACAAAGAAUUCCUCAGCCCAGGUAAAAAUUCCACACACGCAGACAAUGGAUUUACGCCAUUCAACGAUCCAUUUUUCAUCGUUGAGACAGUAUGCAUCAUUUGGUUCUCAUUUGAGAUAAUUGUCCGUUUUUUUGCUAGCCCCAGCAAAGCUGCUUUCUUUAAAAACGCCAUGAACUCCAUAGACAUUGUCUCUAUUUUGCCUUAUUUCAUAACUCUUGGCACAGACCUCGCUCAACAACAAGGCAACGGACAACAGGCAAUGAGUUUCGCGAUCCUGAGAAUAAUACGGCUUGUCAGAGUGUUUAGGAUCUUCAAGCUGUCUCGACAUUCUAAAGGUCUCCAGAUUCUCGGACACACAUUACGCGCAAGCAUGCGAGAACUGGCGCUGCUCAUCUUCUUUCUUGUCAUCGGUGUCAUUCUGUUCUCUAGCGCCGUAUACUUUGCGGAGGUUGAUGAGCCGUCGUCACAGUUCACGAGCAUUCCAGACGCUUUUUGGUGGGCUGUGGUGACCAUGACCACGGUGGGUUACGGGGACAUGAAGCCUAUAACAGUUGGGGGUAAAAUAGUGGGCUCGUUGUGCGCCAUAGCAGGUGUCCUGACCAUUGCGCUUCCAGUCCCCGUCAUCGUGUCCAACUUCAAUUACUUUUAUCACCGGGAAACUGAUAACGAGGAUCAGACGCCCAUUGUUGAACAGCCCCCACCAGGUUGCCCGUAUUUUCCGGAUUUCCUUAGAAAAUUAAAAGGGUCCCCAUCGGGUUCGUCUUUGGGUGACAAGGCUGCUGAGUAUAUGGAGAUGGAAGAAGGCGUCACGGAAUCUCUGUGCGGUGCUGACACGCAGAGCCCGAUUAGAGGGAACGGUACUGAUAUAGGCGGAAAAAACAGUUCACAUUCACGAACCCUACAGACAGAUGUAUGAUUAUAGAAAGACGAUAACCUUUUUUGAGAUGUUUUCGUGAAGAUGACGGCACAAAUAAACCAGUUAACAGCACACAUGCACGCAUGGUUGCGCUCUUACGACUUGAAGACAUACGCUCGUGCGCAAACGCACAGAUAAGCUCACACACUCAUACUCAAGUUAUGGACCUAAGCUGAAACAUUUUUGCAAUGUGGCUACAUUUGUAGAGAAACAUACCCUGUAAUCCAGUGACAGGCAACGCAAAAAUCACCAGCUUUACAUGACGUGGAGAGGAUAUCUGCCCACCUGUUCUGUUGAUAGAACUGAACAACUCCCUGUUCAUUAAAUGAAGGCAACAAAGAGAAAUUUGCAUAGGCACUUUAUGAGUUACUUUUGUCAGUAAUUGUAGAAGAGGCGAGUUCUUAUCCAAUGCUAUUAUGCAAUAACGUUAAAAUCGUUUGCACUAUCAUCAAUUAUGUUAUAGUCUCCUAGGCAGGGAGGAAGCACAUUGACUGAUAUAAUAAUAAUAAUAAUAUACAUCGUAUUAAUAAUUCGAAAUAAUAUGAAAUAACUACGCUGCAACAUAUUCACUGCUGAGAACAAAGAAAAUUAAUUCUAAAACUACUUGAUGUUUCCCAUAAUAAUUAAUUAUACUAUUUUUUAAUUAUUAAUUGGAGAGCAGCACGCAUGACAACUUAAGGCAAUAUUAUCCUAAAUCAAAUUUUGGCUAAAUGUGUCAGCAUGCCAGUAUUCAGGAUUUACUACAUUCUGGUAAAACCCUAUUAGCAACCCCUGUGUAGUUAUUUGUGCACUGUCCAGGAUAGCUGAAGAGUCAUUUUGAUCAGUUCCUUUGUGAGUAUUGAAUAACAAAACAAUCAUCUUUGUUUUUGUGAAACAUACACUGCACUCUUUUGUUUGUUAUUGACACAUUUUCAACACUCAUUCAUCAUGCGAGGAUUCGUUCUCUCCAAGCAUAAAUGUCACAAUAUGGUAAGCCGAUGCCAAAACACCGGUUUUACAUCCUCCAACAAAGUCAACGACACCAGGCUUGAAGGAUCAGUUUGGCUACUGCUUUCAAGUUACUGUUUUGGAAUUAUAAUUCAAGGGAAUGCUUCAUGCAACUAUUUCUUCGUCCCUUUACCAACUGUCAGUGCAUCCCUUUAUAAAAAUACUGACGGAAAUAACCAGUCAAGCAGGACUGAAGGGAACAUGAACUCGUCUCCAGCGCUUCGGUGGACUUCAUGCACAAGACUAGGCUACCUGCGUUCCGCAACGAACUCACGGAGUGCACGAUGACCGCUGAGCAUGCGCAGUUUACCAUGCAAGCCAAGUGUUACGAGUCUUGCCUACGAGAGACUUUUCCGUCAGCCUAUGAACUCCUACAGUACAGAGAUGAAUGGACAUGGCUGGCAGUCAGUGGACGGCAAGUGGACCGCUGGUGUCAUGGACACUGCAGCCUCUCCAUCGAGCAGUAGACAGGAAGUCCAUCAUCAAGCCAGGUGUCGAACUGUUUAAGACCCACCCCAACAAAUGCCUUAAAGACACAGUACACUACAUCUCUAUGUAGAGGAACCUGCAGCAGGAGACUUCUUUACAAAGCUUGACAUGUUUUCAUUUUCUUCUUUACGAGUGAUUCAGUGUCUUGCAAGAACAGAUGUGAAUAUUUUCUUAUAAUAGAGAAAUAUUUGUUUGGGUGUAAUAUUGCCACUUGGUUUUGUGUGGUAGGCCUGGUGAAAGGUGUUAAAUAAGUGAAGGGAAAGUCUACUGUUUGUCUGUGGCAGCCUCUUCCAUCUAGUUUUAUUUUCAUUCCUAAACCAAAAGACUGCUGGCUGGAAUUAAGAAAUUCAGCAGCACUGCUCAAUGAUGUCAGUCUGGACUCCUUCUGGGGUCACACAUUUACAGUAUAAAUGCAGGGUCAAAGUCACAUUCCCCUCACUGGUUUUCGCGAGACCUCAAAUAACAAUCAUCCGCUUUUAGAUAAGAGUAGCUGUGUCCUAGUCAUAAUUCCUAAAGUAAACAUAAGUAAUAGUUGGACCUAAGUGUUGCUGUUUUGAGGGCCUUGGUGGUCUCCAAGGUAAAGAUAUAAGCACAGGGAGUGAAUUGCGGGUACCAUCAGGUUCGGUGGACAGCUGGUUGACGUUCAUGCGAGUCGGUGCAGCACUGGACUGAUGCCCAGCGCUCAGAUGGCGAGCCGAGUCUGUUUAUCUCAGCAGUCGCAUCAGUCUGAAUCCACUUUAAAUGACAGCGACGUCCCAUUUAGACCCACAUCUACAGAUGGAUUUAUAAAUAUUACCAAUCGGUUUAUUGAAAUAGGAAUAACAAGAGCACUGCAGCACUUCUAAAGCGUAUUACAAUGCUGUUCUGUUGUAAACUGGAAUUUUGUUUGUGCAAUUCAAUUCCCCUCUUUUGCAAUCCCCUCUAUAAAUAGUGGCCUCAAACAGAAGACUGCAAAUUACAGUGCCCCACACCGACAGUUUGACAAUAAAGCCAGAUCUAAACAGAUCUGCAAGUCAUAUUCCCAGUGAACUAAUACUCUUAGCGUCGUGAGACAAAAACACAGGGAGAGUCUCUUCUACUUCUGUCCUUCGCUUCACCUCCCACUCCCGUUUCUUUCUUCAACACACUGGCACACAAUCGUUUUCCUUUCUUCCCUGCCUAUCUGACAUGCACCCAAGCAUGCAGACUUGAGCUUAUGCACACAUUCUAUUCUCUAGCUCUGUCUGUUUGUCUGUCUGUCUCUCUUGUUCCUGUAUCUGUCGGAAUCUACUCUGAAUAGACAUGUCCGAAUUUUAAUAAAGGAUAAAAGAUUUGUGGACUAUAUGAACUUCUAGAAUAUAAACACAAACAAUUUAUAGAAUGAACCAGCUGCUUUGUUGUCAUGGAAAUACAUUCAAGUAAUCUGUAUGCAAAGUUAUAUGGAAGUGUACUAUCUAUUUUUUUAAAUCUAGCCUUGAAUAUUAUAUAACCAAAGUUGAACCCUGAAAGUCUUAUGUUUUGCGUUUGGACCUCUUUUUAUUUCCUUAAGAGAUUUAGACGUGGUGAAAAUCAAAAGAUGCACAUGAAACGCGUAUGUACAUAAUCAGAUGUCUAUUUUAUUGUGUCCUCAAGGUCACACGUCAUUUUAGGCAGAUCUACUUUUUGACUGUUAGCCUUCUUGAGUCCCUGGCCCUGUCGUUCGUAUAAUUCCUGAUGGGUUUCGUGAACCUCGUGGAAGCCGAUCCUGCCAACUGCAGACUCUCCACAACUCUCUCUUUUUUAGCGUGUGUGGUAGUUAGAUUAUUGGACCUUCUAGCAGAGAACCGCUUGCUAAGUACUUUUCACAAACUGAACGCAAGGUGGAUCUAAACACGGAGCAUCGUGUCAUGUCACAUGCCGCAGAUCAGCAUGUGGCUGUAAUAUGUAAAUAUGUGUCAGUAAAAUGAUGAUGUCACAAUGACAUGUUGCUCUGUGCUCCGUGCAGUGGAUCGGAAUGGUUUACGUUCAAGAAUAAAGGAAUUCCUUAACAUCCGCGAUGCGCAUGGUUCUUUCAUUGUACACCGAGUCAACAGCCAAGAAUUAUCAGCCAACCGUGAGGAGACGUUGUUACCAUGGUGAUGCUCUGCCAGUGCUGACUGGUCAGCUGGGUUUGGAGGGAGAGAGGAAGCUUUGCCUUGUGAUAGAAGAGAAUUACGUGCUAAAUGAGACAUAUCAGCACAUCCUCUCGUUGAUUUGAUCAAUUAUUUUGUUCACAUUUGCUUUCGAAUUGUGGGCCUGUUUAGUUAACUCAUGUUGUUGAAUUUACAGAGGAAACAAAACGAGGAAUCUAAAAGCUCACUUAAAGGGAUAGUUCACCCAAAAAUGAGAAUUCUGUCAUCAGUUACUCACCCUCUUGUCAUUUCCAACAAAAUAAGAUAUUUAGUGAAAGUAACCCAUUUGUCAGGUGUGGUGACCCAUACCCAAAAUGUGACCUCUGCAUUUAACCCAUCCAGAGAGUAGUGAACACACGUACACCUGGAGCAGUGGGCAGCUAUCUCUGCAGCCUUUCUCAAGGGCACAUCAGUCGUUACUUGCCGGCCUUGAGAAUCGAAUCGGCAACCUUCUGGUCACAAGUCCGACUCUUUAACCAUUAGGCCACUACUUUCCCUCUUUAGAAGAAUGUUGUACCCAUUGACCUGUUGGUUUUGUCCACACAAUAGUAGUGAAUGGGUACCACCGUUGUUCAGUUACUAACGUUCUUCAAAAUAUCUUCUUUUGUGUUCUGCAGAAGAAAGAAAGUCAUACAGGUUUGAAAUGACAAGAGGGUGAGUAAAUGAUGACAGAAUUUACAUUUUUGGGUGAACUAUCACUUUAAAUGAUAAAACACACAAUGUACCAUAAGAAAUUCUGCUCUCUGAUUGAGAGGCAAAACCAUGAGAAAUAUAUCAAACAUAGAGUACCUGGAAAAGAAUGGUAGUACACCAAUGUGAUAUUUGAUGUACUGUAUAGACCAUAAAAUGUUGUUGUGUCUUUACUCACAGCAUGAAAUAUAUUGUUCAUUGUUGCAAGUGACUGCAGUCGUUUGCUCUUUGUUAAUGGAUUUCAGUGAGCUUAGAUCAAUUCUUUAGAAUCAUAAUUAGGCAUUUUUCACUUUUGUAAAGUGUUGUAAUGGACAAAGUGACCAGUGUAACACUUGACUACUCACCCUUGUCUCCAUACAGUAAUGAAACCGCGGGAGAACAUUGCUGACUGAGAAAGAUCACAUUCAAUUACCAGAUCGCUUUAUUAAUUCUGUCAAUCAUAUACCACUUUACCCUCUCAUACUUAGAUCGCUGAGAAAACGAUUACACACAUGGAUAACAUUUACUAACCAUUUCUGCCAAUUAGGAGGAGGGAUAGGUGUUCAGAAAUGAGAACUGGAUCAUUUUUGUAAUCAAUACACACGAGUGGGCUCUGCCUUUUCUGCUUCAGAAGUCCCGUCAAUGAGAGGUGUGUUGGGGUCAGCUCUUGUGCCUCCUAACAAACAUGCAGAAGGAGAUGCGUUCGGUGAGUCUGUAUUUCUUACAAUGAACAUGGCAGCAAAGUGUAUAGAAACAUCCCCAUCAAAGUAGUAAAUAAAUAAACCCGAUGUUCGUCCAUUCAUGUGAGUUCUGGAUGGGCUUGCCCUUUUCCUUCUGCAUGAUGCUUUGGUUUUGAAAACUUGCAUCCUGAUUGAAUAUGUAUUUGUGUUAUUUAUUACUUUUUGUAUAUUGGAGACCCUAUGUCAUUUUUUUUUAGACUUUAAUUCAUCAAUGAUUUUUCUACAUGCAUAUCAUUUUGUAGGCAGCAAUAUGAUGUGAUGGAAAUGAAAUUAUGUGCAAUGUUGAAAAUUCAAAAAGAAAAACACAAAAUAUAAUAUAUUCAAUAAAAAAAACAAAG